Molecule: messenger RNA, 1915 nt
Organism: Megalops cyprinoides (Indo-Pacific tarpon)
Lineage: Eukaryota; Metazoa; Chordata; Actinopteri; Elopiformes; Megalopidae
Exons: 10
Coding region: 128-1915 (595 amino acids)
Biological process (GO): immunoglobulin mediated immune response; cytokine-mediated signaling pathway; production of molecular mediator involved in inflammatory response
Cellular component (GO): external side of plasma membrane; membrane
Molecular function (GO): cytokine receptor activity; protein binding
Source: RefSeq, a predicted model, not a curated record
AAAAAGGCGAGCAGCCGUUUGCGGUACAGGAUCACAGAAGUUUAAUCGUACUUGAUCGGAUUCGCGUAUCCAUAGAGUAACAGCACUGAAGUGCAGACGGAACGUCUGGAGCGAAUACGUCGCCGAGAUGAAAUACGUCAUUCUGUUGUUUUUCGUUGGAUUCGUUUUGCUGAUGUCUGAAGCACAUUUGAAUGGUCCGAGUGUAAAUUGCUUCAAUGACUACAAAACAACAAUGAUUUGUGACUUCACAUCUAAUAAGCCUCUCAACUGCAGUGGAUAUAGUCUAGACAUUUUGUCAGGACUUCAGGAGCAUUUCACAUGCGUGUUUGUGAACACCGAAAGAGACUCAAAUAAACUAUUCAAAUGUGGAUGCACAGUUGAAAUGCUAGAGUUUGUAAGUGGAGACAAAUACAGUGCAAGCCUGUUGAAAGAAGGGAAAGUUUUAAAUUCAAGGAAUAUAACCGCAUUAGACAAGAUCAAGCCCCAAGCUCCUGAGAUUUUAUCAGUGACGCAGACAGAUGAUGGAAACUUCAAAGUCACAUGGAGAACAAAUUAUUCUGAGAAUUCAGUCUUUGGUAAAAGUCUGAAAACUCAACUGAGGUACAAAAAGAAAGGAGAAGCAGAUGAGGUUGCCAGUAGUAACAAUUGUACUGGGACUUUCUGUAUAAUACCUGGCAGUGAACUGGAACCAAGCAGUGAAUAUGUCAUAAAAGCAAGAUCAUAUUCCACCAAGUAUGGAACUGAGUUCAGUGACUGGAGCAAUGACAUGGAGUGGAUUACCCCUGAAUCAACUGAAAGAGUGUUGAAAAUCAUCAUCCCCAUCCUCUUUGUGCUUCUUAUCAUCAGCAUCUGUGCUUUCUACUGGUGCUGCAAUAAACUCAAGGCCAAGUGGUGGGAUAGAAUUCCCAAUCCCUCAAAUGAUAUAAAAAAGAUGCUUCCAGGAAAUCCCAAGGUAUUUAUCCCUAAACAGUAUGAUCCAUCUUCCAAGAGCAUUGAUAUUCUGAGGAUUUCUGCAGCUGAGGAGAAGUUAUGGGAUACUCCUCUGAUAGAAGGAAGUGGCCAAGAUGAUCCAUAUAAUCCUGUCACCAGCUGCAUGUCAACAAAGGACAGUGGUAUCAGCUCAUUUGAUGACAGCCAGAAAUGCCUGAGUGAUUCCAAGGGUUCCUGCUGCUCCUCGGAGUCUGGUUAUAAAAGUGUACUUUACUCCAAGGUGUCUGUCGCUCCAUUCCACAUCUCUCAAGACAUACCCAAGAGUGAGAUCCCUUCAUGUCCAGCUCAACCCAAGCCCUGUUGUGACUCUUGCUGUGUCUCUUGCCGUGACUCCAGCAGCAAAGGUGAGAUAUGGAGCCCUCUUGAACACAUACAGAGAAAUCUUGAAGCCCUCCCUUUGUUCUCAAAGGCUCCCAUUACAGUCACAGAGCUUGAGUAUCAGCCAUGUGAUGGUGGAAAAACCAGCACUUCUCCAGCAGAGGGCAUCAGUCUGGCCUCCUCCUUCCAGAUGGACAUCCAGGACACAAUACUUCCAUCAAGAUUAUCAAAUACUUGUAGAGCUGAUGAUGGAUAUGAGAGCUUCAGUGAGACCAUCAGCAAAACGACCAUGGGACAGCAUGAUUUCCCAGCAUGCACCCUGAGCCCCAGUGAAGAGGGUUACCAGGCUCUUCAAAGCACAACAUGCAACAACACAAACUGGCUGUCUGUAGCAGAUGAUAAGGAGGCGCUGUCGGUGGAGGGUCGAGAGGAGUUCAGUGGGGACCAAUGGGAGGCCCCACAAUGCCCCAAAUGUCGAAUUCCUGACUCCAUCUCCUAUGCCACCCAGUUCAUGCAGAAGCUGAACCAGGAAAGUCCCUCUCACUCGGCUUUGACUGCUCCUUCCAUGAUUCAAACUUUCAUUGACAGUGCUUACCACAAAGUGUAA